Messenger RNA from Doryrhamphus excisus (bluestripe pipefish), 7317 nucleotides. Lineage: Eukaryota; Metazoa; Chordata; Actinopteri; Syngnathiformes; Syngnathidae. The record is from RefSeq and is a predicted model, not a curated record.
AGUUUUUUUUUUUAAAGCGGUUCUAGUUGGGUGUUGGUAAAACACGGACUGCGUAAUUCCGGUGGUAAUUUGCAAACCAAUCCUUGCAAAUCUUGAAAUGGACCAAUCACAAUCGUUUAUUUAGGCCGCGGUCCGUAGUCCACAUUCCGCGUUUCACCCACACCCGUUCUUGUUCGCGAUCAACCAAUCAGCGAUCGUUUGACUAGGAAAACAUCUGUCAUGGCGUCCCUGCCAACAUGGUCUAAUUCUUCAACAACACCAAAAAGUGAUGAAACGGUGCCUACUAAACAAGUAUUUUAUUAGCGGCAGCAAAUCAAAUGAUGGCACAGGUGAGUGAAUCACAUUGAAUCACCCAAUAACUUGCGUUGUCAUUUAUUAUUUAAUAAGCACAAUGUUUAUUCAAUCAUGAAUGUACUUUUAUUUAUCAAGGCAAAGUGCCCACCAAGAAGUCUCUUGACAAUCCAGAUUUCCACGCAACGUCAUGAUCUAUGUAGGAAAACAACUACAAGAAAUGAUAAUCAUUUCAUCUUUAUUUGAGAUUCUCAUGUGAUGCCACAAAAAUGAGAUGAUAUCAUUAUGGCAGUCUUUUCAGAAUUAUCCAAUAUCACUUUUUAUAAUUAACAUUUAUUAAUCAUCAUUUGCAGAUAUUAUGUCAAUAUCCACGUAUACGUGGACCCAAAUAUUCCAAUUGCAUUUGGUUUAUUUGCUCAAACGGAAAGAAUUUAACCUUUGUAUACGCCUCAUUCCGAAAGAAUAGUGCCAAUCCGAAUGAAUAUAUAAUCGGAUUAACAGGGGUGGAAUAUUCCUUUCCCCAAUCCGAUUGAGGUAUCUUGUAGCCGCUCAAACGGAAAGUUGUCAGGGUUCGUUCUUCUUCUUCUGUACUUUAUUGGCGGUCGGCAAGCAGCUUUCGUGUGCAUUAGCGCCAUCUGUGGAACAGAAUCUAAACCCUUCUAUACGCCAUUCAUAAGUCCAUAAGUCAAAAGAAAAUAUAUAUCUAUAUAAAACAUGUACCCAGUUGAAUUAUAAAAUAUUAGCAAGCUUGAAUUUGAUCCUUUUCCUGGUUAAAUUGAUCAUAUCGCAUGCUCAGAUAUGACGUAACACGCAGCUCCAGACGUUCUUCAGUUUUAAAAAUGGAGGCCAGCAAUCGGCACUGGACUGAUACGGAAAGUUUGUUUUUGAUUCAAACUAAAUUUCAAGACUGGACAAACGAAAAACUGGCAAUACGGAAUUAUUCCAACAAGUGAAAGAACAACUCGGGGAAGUCAAUAUCACGUGAUGUUGGUGUUUACGUUUUACUGGGCAUGCCCCGUUGACUAUUCUGGUUGAUUAUAGCGACGCAUGUAGACAAGAGAUUGGAAUAUUCCUUUCCAUGUAUACCAUUGUUUCCGGAAAAGUCAUUGGGAAAGAGAAAAACUCCUCAUGUAAACAUGGCUACUGUGGAGUGUCCGUGGUGUAAAGACUGGCAGAGCAAUGUAAUAUCGGUCCGUGUGGCAACACCUAGCUCCUUCCUCCUAUAGACUUAGUGAUGUUUUCCAAUGUAAACAAACGUGCCGUGGCUCAAAAAAGGUUGAAAACCACUGGUUUACUUCAUAGCAGGAAACACAAUUCAGUGGGCAAUGGUUAACUUUUGGUGUCCUGCACCGCAUUCCGAUGUUUGUGCAGUGACACUAAAAGUACACUAUUUUAUUGUUGUAUUAUAUAUUUGUGUACAUUUGUCAAAUAUUUACAAAGCAGCAAGCUACCUAUUAAAUUAUCCUCACUUUCCUGCAAUAAAGUUAGAAUUACUAAAGCACUGGAAUGUAAUGUUGGAGCUAAUGUUGUUGCCUGAACCAAACAGACUAGCAUCACCAGGGCUACAGUCUGCAUAACUUCUUACCAAGCAUUCAAGGAUAUUUAUAUAUUACAUUUCACGGACAAUGACAUCAUUCCUUGAUUCUGCAUGCUUUUAAAGCAGCUCAUUUUUCCUCCACUUCUCUUUUGUUGCCCUCCAUGUCUUCAACUCCACUUGCUAGGUCAAGAAAUGGAGCCGAGGUAGAGGUAAAGCAGAGAUUUACUAAGGGUGGGGCUUGUUUAACGUGAUCCAGGCAGGACUCUUGAGCGUGCAUCUGCAGGACAUUAGCAUUCUUAUUUAUCCUAUUCAUGUUUUUUGGCCGUAUCUUACAUCUGCAAAGUGUUGAAAUAUUGCGACAGAAGAACCACAUGCACGUAGGUGGAUGCGUAUACAGAUUCUGUCCAGCUGACUUGCAGAGCCCAGAUGUGUUUUUUUUUUUUUUUUUUUGCAGUGUUCCUCAUCUGUGAUCUUUUUGAGUCAUACUGUUGUGUGUGCAUAAAAGUGAAGCACAUCAUGUGACAUAUAGCGAUGCAGCCGAGGAAGGUCAAGAUUAACCUGAAACGACCUCCAAACGCAAAAACGCGACUGUCACGGGACACUCAGAAGAUGGAGAGAAGAACAAGAAGGGGUUAUGAAACUAAGGAAGGUGGGGGUGUGUGUGAAGAUAUAAAUAUAGCGCUAGUAAUGGAGUCCUGGUGUGUUUUAAGAGAUGCAGCCAAAAGAGAAGAAGCCAAAAAAGAUUGUGUGUGUUUAUGUUUGUGCGUUUCCUUUGCACACUUCAGGAUGCAUGGAGGUCCGUUUAAAGUCGGGAUAUGUGUAGGAAUUUCACCUUCGAGAGGCUUUUAUGUACCUUUUUAUGUACUAUCCUGGAUUGUUGCCUAAAAAACUGAUUUAUUAAACAGGAAACUUAUGAAACGCAGCAAUUUGCACUGUCCAGAUGCAGAUAAUUUAGCACCCACAAGUGAUUCAAUCUGUUAUUGUGUCCAAAGAGAGCCGCUUGCCUUCAAAAUUACCAGCGUGAAGGAGAAACUGCGUGUGAACACGGAAAAUCCCACACUAAAAAAUAAAAAAUAAAAAAAACAAAUACCUAUGACUAAAAAGAGAAAACACCGAAAUGGCUUUGAGUGAAUCAGGAACAUAUCACAGGGCCAAAGCACACAUUGAACAUACCACUUCUCCUAAAAGCUACAUACAAAACAGACGUUGUGUGAAAAACUAGGAUAUUUAGAUUCAAGACUCAAAGAAAUUCCUCCAUGUCCAGCCUAGUGGUACCAUUUCAUUCUUAAUUUGUUCCAAAACAACUGGCAACUUAUGAAAACCGAAACUAUUUUUCCCAUUAAUUCAUUCCAGACACUCAAAAAUAUUAAAAGUACAUUUUAUAGAGAAUAAUGGCACUCUUACAUGUAUAAAACAAUGUAAAAUAAUUAUAAAAGACAAGGGAUAAAUUAACAGUAUCAAUUUUUACGGAACUUUCUUUGGACCCGUGACGCAGUCACGCACAAUAUUGAACAAUUAAAAGAGACAGUGGUCGGCAUUUGAGGUGAAAUUUGGCGAAAAGUUAUGUUUAACGAGCCCUUCUAUCGUAGGUGUACACCUCCCAUGGACCAACAGUCAUCAUGCCGACAUGGUUCUGUUCAAGACGUUGGUUCUCAACGGUUGGAUGGUUUAACGAGGAAAACAAGGGGGUUCCCGAGGAUUUGAUCUUCUUUUACCAGUCUCUUCGUCAAGGAGGGGGUGUGGCAAGAGUCGACCAGUGCCUGGUGGUGUACCGUUACCACGAAAAGGCCACCACACACUCCGUCAAAGAGGAAACCAUUUGGAACCUGCGAGUUGGAUUCCUCCAGGAGAGGAUCAUUAGCCAAUGGGGGAGUUUCACUAUAUGGAAUGCUGGGAAACAAGGCCGCAAACUGUACCGUUGUCUCAACGCCGCCAAUCAGAAGAAAGUCAAAGCUUUCUGCGAUGUGGACAAGAACAAGAUCAAUAAAGGAUUUUACACCUAUGAAGACUCCGAGGAACAACCAAAGCCAAAGAUUCCCAUUCUGCACUAUAAAAAUGCAUCCCCCCCUUUUGUUAUCUGCGUCAAACUGGACAUGACAGGCGGCAUUCUGGAGGAAAACCUCAAGUCACUGCAGUUGAAAGAAGGAACAGAUUUUUUCCAUUUCAACUGACUGUUGGAAGGAUACUUCAGAGACUGACUGGUGCAUCACUUUUUUCAUUUUACAAUUCCAAACACAACAUUAUACGGUUUCUGUUUGGCUUUUCACCAGUGCCCCAAUUUCGUUAGGUGGUGAUGUCAAAGGUUCCGGUGGGCUGUCUGUCAGACAGAGUCUGUGACGGGUGACAGCCGGGUGCACGAUUUUCCUUGUCGGAUGUACAAGUCAUAGAGGGAGAAUUUUACGCUACGCACAGCUGAAGGCUUUCGGUCUUGACUUGUAAUCGCAGCUGUCUGCAAACUUCCUCAAAGCAAUCGUCCUUGAAAUGCGGCAAACAUGACGACGAGCAGCUCUUUGGUCUCCUUGCAGGAUGUCCUAAUGUCACAGGUCAAGGCGCUACACAGCAUAGAGGCUGUCUUUAAAAAAGUUUUUUAUGUCAAUUUAUAUGUAUUUUUACACCAAAACUGUGUGCUAUUUUCUCAUAUUAUCCGUAUUGAUGACAUUUUAAACAAACCUUUGCUCAGUUUAUGUGAAUAAGUCAUUUUGCCGGAGUAGCUGUUUCCUGCAAACAUGGAGCGAACAUGCAUGGAAGCUGGUUUACUUUUGGACAGAAGCCUACCAGCUGUUGCCAGUGUUUGUCUCCUGCUUAGCUAACAUGUACAUUCAGUUCGAGAUUCAAAAUGUGAUCGGUGAUCAGGACAAUUACGGUCAUGUCAUCAGGAAACUCGAUAAUGGGGAUGCAAUCGUGUUUGAAGAGGUUGUGCAGCAAAAACCUGAGCUCACAGUUCUUGUGUCCGAUCUGCUGGUGCCAAUUCUGACUUUCUGGGGUCUGUCUGCAUGCAUAGAUGCAGGACCAUAUUUUGUAUGUUCAUGGCUCCAAGAUGGAAAUACUGGUCAACCCCCCCAACCGUUCACUCAUUCCUUAUCUUAAUGUUAAACAAACAUUGUUUCGAGAGGACAUGAUAAUUACAGAUAUAAAUUAUUGAAGCUUGUAUAGACAUUUAUGAAAGAUGUGUGGGAGUGCAUACUGUAUAUCAUCACAACAUCACAAGGUUAUACUGGGUGUGGCAUUUGCUACACAACACACACACACACACACAUCUGCUCCAAACAUGGACACCGCGUGUGCUUAUUUGGCGUUCUCUUAGCUCCCUAUGAAAUAAUAUUCUCUCCAAGAGAGCACAGCCCUGAUACAUAAACACUCACAAAAAGUUUAUUUUGCCUCACAGAGUGUGGCAGGUUGUAGCCUGCAGCCAAACAGACCUUUAACCACAACCUUUCUCUAAACCUGCUGCUUGCAGGGGAGGCUGUAGCGACACUACAGAAUUGUUGUGUUCACUGAAUAGCCAUGAUACCACUAACAGUUUAUGACACAAAAAAAAAAACAUAGAUGUGUUUUCCACCUGAUAUCUAUAUUUGGGGUUUUCAAGUUGAUUCUUUGUUUGGUCUCUGAAACCAAAACUGACCAAAGACAACAAAAAGUAUCCGUCACUGAGCCAGUCCACAUUUUUGGUCCGAGAUGAUGCACUUCAAUGGAUAGCUUCUCUUGUAUAGUACCACAGAUAGGUAUAUAUUAAUAUACUAGAUAUGAAUCCAGCAAACGGUGCUGUCUCACAACAAGUCUAUUCACUCAAUAUUCUCCAGCAACAAGAAAUUAUGUUAUGUAAACGCAUAUUUUGUAAAACUGAAUUUAAGAUGCAUGUAAAGGGGAACUAUUAUGCUUAUUUUUCGGCCUUUGUAUUGAGUUGUCGACUCUGUCACACAAUAACCAGCAAAGAAAGCUUUCUAGUUCUUCCAGAAUGUGAACCUAUUCAGCAGUAUUUCUUCGGAUUUUGUGCUCCCUGCGAGAUUCCAACCGCAGCCCGCAACCACAGUUGUUAAACAGUACAGGAGGUGACAAUAAACAACAGUGAUUUAUCUUUUCAUAAUGUCGGCUUUUAACAUACAGCCAUGUGUUGGAUCCCGAAUCCGAUCUGGAAGUGGAGACACGACGGUACGAAGUUUAUCAAGAAAAGAGGUUACUUCAAGACGUCUCUCAAUGGUAAGUACCUUAAACAUUUUAGCGUUUUUAGGUUUUCUACACCAUCGGUAAUGUCAUUGACAGAUUAAAAUGCAUUUCUUUUACUGGUAGACUUGUUUCUGAUAGUGGCGUCUUUAGGAAUUGUAAACAAAUGUGGCUUUCCCUUAUGAGCCAUUGCUAGCAACGUAAACAGAGAGCGGUGGAGGGCAGCAAGCUUAUCUGGCUUACAGCCACGCCCAUAUAAGGAAUUCUGCUCUUCUGUGACACACAAAGGGGCAGUUUUGCCACGUCUUCUGAAACCGAGCGUUUUGAACCAUCCCAAACUUCUUUCAGGGCUCACUUCCAAAGGCGCAAACCUCAUUAACAGAAACUUUGCCAUCAACAUUGUAACGACAUUUUAAUGUCAGAAAAGUGGAAAAAGCGUAAUAGGUCCCCUUUAAUAACUAUGAGAGGAAUAUCAUUACAAAAAUAGAUAUUUUUAGGGCUUUUAUCAGUGUGUCCGUUAUCGUUUUUUCCCAUUCGCAUCAUUUUUCACCCUUAUCUAUGUACAUAUUUAACAGGAAUAUCAUAGGGAAAAUCCUGGAAAGAAAAGCAAUGAUGGGGCAAUGUUGUCACGGCAACAGUACCAGCUACCAGUUUGAGUCACCUUUGUUUUGGAACAGUAGAUUUUCCACUUUUUCAUUGUAGUUGCAGUAAACUGUGAAAAACGUAGCAUUGAUCAGUCACAAAGAGAUACAGCAACAAUAGGCAGGGCUCUACAUUAAAAACAAAAAUGACUUGCCCAUGGGGAAUCCUUAAGAUGACAACUACUUGCCCGAACUUGCCCCAUGUAAAAUGAAUGUUUCAUCAGUUUUUGGUGUUUUCCUUCAGAAAUUGUUGAAGAAUUAGACGAUGUUGGCAGGGACGCCAUGAUAGAUGUUUUUGUAGUGAAACGAUCGCUGAUUGGUUGAUCGUGAACAAGAAUGGGGGUGUGGGUAAAACGCGGACUGCGGUCUAAAUAAACUAUUCUGAUUGGUCCAUUUCAAGAUAUGCAAGCAUUGGUUUGCAAAUUACCACCGGAAUUACGCAGUCUGUGUUUUACCAACACCCAACGAGAACCGCUUUUAAAAAAACUCUUCGCAGUAUGGCAUGCCAAAGUGUACUUGCCCGAUGAGAAUAUCACUGAUUGGAUUUACUUGCCCGAAUUUUGCUUUAACUUGCCCCGGGCCAUCGGUACAUCGUUAUUGUCGAGCCUUGAUAGGUUCCUGUAUUAAGACGUAUGGCUGUUCGAGAGGACGCUGAUGACAGCAACAAAACAGACUAUGGAGUUUAAU